UUGCCUUGAGCGCGGAGGCUCUUGCGUGACUCAUUGUGCGUAGCUCAAGCAAAAGUACCGAGAGAAGGGGGAAUGUCGGCUUGUGAAUGAUCGGUGUGUGAGGCGGCAGGGACCGUUAACGUUAUGGCUCAACAAAAGAACCUGGAUGGAUACGUUGGCUUUGCAAGCCUCCCCAACCAAGUGUACAGGAAGUCUGUCAAGCGGGGCUUUGAGUUCACCCUCAUGGUUGUGGGUGAGUCAGGACUGGGGAAGUCAACCUUGAUUAAUUCCCUGUUCCUAACAGACCUGUACUCAACGGAGUAUCCUGGACCUUCACACAGAAUCAAAAAGACUGUACAGGUGGAGCAAUCCAAAGUCUUAAUAAAGGAAGGAGGCGUCCAGCUGCUGCUCACAAUAGUUGACACCCCGGGCUUCGGAGACGCCGUCGACAACAGCAACUGCUGGCAGCCGAUCAUCGACCACAUAGACAGCAAGUUCGAAGACUACCUGAACUCAGAAUCACGGGUGAACAGACGGCAGAUGCCCGACAGCCGAAUCCACUGCUGCCUUUAUUUCAUCGCCCCCUCUGGACACGGGCUGAAGCCCUUGGACAUUGAGUUCAUGAAACGGUUGCAUGAAAAAGUCAAUGUCAUCCCGCUGAUCGCCAAAGCAGACACUCUCACUCCGGAGGAAUGCCAACAGUUCAAGAAGCAGAUCAUGAGAGAAAUCCAAGAGCACAAAAUCAAGAUUUACGAGUUUCCUGAGACGGAUGACGAAGAGGAGAACCGGCUGGUGAAGAAAAUUAAAGACAAGCUGCCGCUGGCCGUGGUGGGAAGCAACACCAUCAUUGAGGUGAACAGCAAGAGGGUGAGAGGAAGACAAUACCCCUGGGGUGUUGCAGAAGUUGAAAACAGCGAUCAUUGUGACUUCACCAUCCUCAGGGACAUGCUCAUCAGAACUCACAUGCAGGACCUGAAGGAUGUGACAAACAACGUCCACUAUGAAAACUACCGCAGCAGGAAGCUGGCCGCUGUCACCUAUAAUGGCGUGGACAACAAUAAAGCAAAAGGACAGCUGUCCACCAAUAUGGAGACAGUUGAUGGAAUGAGUCCCCUGGCCCAGAUGGAGGAGGAGAGGCGAGAGCACGUGACUAAGAUGAAGAAGAUGGAGAUGGAAAUGGAGCAGGUGUUCGAGAUGAAAGUCAAGGAGAAAGUGCAGAAGCUCAAAGACUCUGAGGCGGAGCUUCAGCGGCGUCACGAGCAGAUGAAGAAAAACCUGGAGGCUCAGCAUAAGGAGCUGGAGGAGAAGAGGCGCGUCUUUGAGGAGGAGCGGUCAAACUGGGAGCUCCAGCAGCGGAUUGAGCAGCAGAAAAUGGAGGCCACCAGGACUCUGGAGAAAAACAAAAAGAAAGGAAAGAUCUUCUAGAGACAGUCAGCGCGACCAGUUCCAGUUAUUUCUGUUUGCCAACGUUGCCGGUCAGAACGCCAGAAUGUGGCGCUCUGAUACCACCUUCAUCUCCUCUCUUCUUCCUCAUUCUCCCUCGCGCUUGUGCUCUACCUGCUCCCAGCCACUAGAGGUCAUACUCGGGCCAGUUUUUUAUUUUUUAUUUUAUUGUUUUCUUCCAUGUGGGGACGGAGGGGAGUCUGCGUACAGCCAGAACCGCAUCCACAGAGCCCCUCUCACUGCCCCCGGGACUCACCGCCAUCGUUAAGGAAUGGGUUUACUUUAACAGCAGCAAAACAAAAAGCUCCCUUUCAGUAAGGCCAACCCCACGUUAUUAUUUUAAUUAUUAUUGAUGUUUAUUAUUGUGGUUGUUCUGACUCAAUACUGUCCCCGCCCUCAGCUACUGCUCUUUAUUUUUCAUCCCCAAGGUGGCUUUAAAUGACCCGUGUGUACAGAUUUAUGGAGAGCGAAGACAAAACUGAAUUCUCGUGAGUUGCGUUUGAUAGCUGAACAAUCAGUUUCUGUUGAAUUUCAUGUUUACAGGAAAGAAACAGUGUUUGAAAAUGAAUCUGAUCUCACACGUUAAAAUAAGAAGAGGACGGGGUUGUUAAUUGAAACCUGCAAACCUCGUCUCUUGACUAAAAUGAGACCGGAAAAACUUGAGAUCAUGAGAAAAUAUAGCAUGCACCUUGGGCCUUUUUAAAGACUAUUAAAAAAAAUGGCUAAAGUUCAUUUUUUUCUGAAGUGUAACAAGUUCUUUUUCCUCCGUGUUUAGCUAUUUCUUCUAGCCUUGGACCAUCAUUUAUAAUAAUUGUUAUAUUUCACUUUAGUUUAUUUUUAUAUAUAUACCGAGCCAGCUGAAGUAAUAACUUUUGUAUGUUUAGUAAAUUCUCACAGACUGACAGCGGUGUCUUCUGUUGAACUCGCAUAAAAGUCCUGUGGGUGCUUUAAAAAGAUAAAUUGGCGUCGUCACAGCGGAAAUGGAUUAGUGGAAACGAAGAGUCAACACCACAUUUUGCUUUGGCUAUGUACUCCAUCUGUAUUUUUAAUUUUAUUUUUCAUUUGUAAUGUACAAAGUCACUUAAUAAACAUGUGAUUGAAUUUA
Molecule: messenger RNA, 2527 nt
Organism: Fundulus heteroclitus (mummichog)
Lineage: Eukaryota; Metazoa; Chordata; Actinopteri; Cyprinodontiformes; Fundulidae
Gene: septin7b
Product: septin 7b
Exons: 15
Coding region: 124-1404 (426 amino acids)
Biological process (GO): cilium assembly; cytoskeleton-dependent cytokinesis
Cellular component (GO): septin complex; septin ring; microtubule cytoskeleton
Molecular function (GO): GTP binding; molecular adaptor activity; GTPase activity
Source: RefSeq, a predicted model, not a curated record